AUGGAUAGAUUUUUUAAACGAAAAUCUUCGUCGGUUGUAGAAGAUGUUGAUAGGGAAAAAUCAAAUAGUGUUACUUUUGAUAUUACACAACUUCCCACCGAUCCUGGACUAAGGAUUCCAAUUUUGGAUUACGAUGUUAAUAUUAGAGAUCAAGUCCGAAGAGCUUAUAUGCAAAAAGGUCCGUGUCAGCCUUUAGAUCAUGACUUUCCAUAUAGACCAUUUGGACAGACACAAACUAGACGAUUCAAUCCUGCUUGGUUUAAAGAGUUUGGUAGUUGGUUGGAGUAUAGUGUAUCAAAAGAUGCUGCUUUUUGCUUGUAUUGUUAUCUAUUCAAAACAAGUGUGGGUAAACAAGGAGGAGGCGAUGCUUUUGUUAGUGAAGGAUUCUCGUAUUGGAAAAGUAAAGACAGGCUUAAUAUUCAUGUUGGGGAUCAUGAUAGUGCACACAAUAAAGCUCGUAUCAAGUGUGAGGCUUUGAUGAAUCAAGAGCAACACAUUCAGUCAGCUUUCUUCAAGCAGUCAAAACAAGUACGAAGUGACUAUCGUAUUCGUCUUACUGCAUCAAUUGAUUGUAUUAGACUUUUGUUGCGACAGGGGCUUUCGUUUCGGGGUCAUGAUGAAUCUGAGAAUUCAGAGAAUCCAGGUAACUUUUUAGUCCUAUUGCAGUUUCUAGGUGAUCAUAAUGAUGAGAUUAAGGCAGUUACAAUGAACAAGGCUCCUUUAAAUUGCAAAUUAACAUCUCCCGAUGUUCAGAAGGAUAUUGUAAGUGCUUGUGCUGCUGAAACGAUCAAUGCUAUUAUCAAAGACAUUGGGGAUUCAUUUUUCUCUAUUCUAGUUGAUGAAUCUCGUGAUGUGUCAACAAAUGAGCAAAUGUCAAUUGUUUUACGUUAUGUGAACAAUAGUGGACAAAUAAAUGAACGUUUUAUUGGUCUUGAGCAUGUUUCUAGUACUACAGCUCUCUCACUUAAGGCUGCAAUAGACAAGACAUUUUCUAAAUAUAACUUAAGCUUGUCUAGAUUGAGAGGACAAGGUUAUGAUGGGGCAAGUAAUAUGCAGGGUGAGUUCAAUGGUCUCAAAUCACUUAUUUUAAAAGAGAAUCCUUGCGCCUUUUACAUUCAUUGUUUUGCUCACCAGCUUCAGCUAGCUCUUGUAGCCGUGGCAAAGAAGAAUACUCCAAUUUCUAACUUUUUUCGUUUGGUUGCUGAUGUGGUCAAUAUUGUUGGAGCAUCGUCUAAACGUUGUGAUCAUCUUCGAGAGAAACAAGCAAAUAUUGUUGCAAAAGCAUUGGAGAAUGGUGAGAUUUUAAGUGGAAGGGGACUUAAUCAAGAAACUACCCUUCAGCGUUCUGGUGAUACGCGUUGGGGUUCACAUUAUAAUUCUUUGAUUAGCUUGCUUGCCAUGUUCUCAGCUGUUAUUGAUGUGCUUGAAAUGAUUAGUGUUGAUGGAUCAAAUUCUGAUCAAAAAGGUGAAGCAUAUAAUUUGUUGGAGUCAAUAUUAUCAUUUGAUUUUGCAUUUAAUCUACAUUUAAUGAGAACUAUUUUGGCGAUGACAAAUGAAUUAUCAAAGGCAUUACAGAGAAAAGAUCAAGAUAUUGUAAAUGCAAUGGAAUUGGUGAAACUAUGCAAACAACGACUCCAGUCUUUUAGAAAUGAUGGGUGGGAUUCGUUUGUGCAACAAGUCUAUUCUUUUUGUCAGGUGCACUACAUUGAUGUUCCAAACAUGGAUGAUAUGUUUAUACGUCGUACAGCUCGUGGUCGCCCACAACGUCAAGCUCCAGAAAUAACAUAUUUGCAUCAUUUCCGUGUAGAUUUAUUCUGUGCUGUCAUUGAUAUGCAACUUCAAGAGUUGAAUGAUCGUUUCUCGGAGGCAAAUACCGAGCUGCUUCUUUGUGUAGCAUGUCUAUGUCCAAAAGAUUCAUUCUCUGCUUUUGACAAGAAAAGAUUGAUUCAACUUGCUGAGUUUUAUCCAGAAGAUUUUUCAUCAGUAAAUCUCCUAACACUUGAUGAUCAACUAGAAACUUUUAUUUUUAAUAUGCGCUCUAACAAAGAGUUUGAAGGAUUGAAAGGCCUUGGUGAUCUUGCAGAGAAGUUGGUUAUGACGAAAAAAAACAUAAUAUAUCCGUUGGUGUACAAACUUCUGACUUUGGUACUAGUUCUUCCAAUUGCUACUGCUACUGUCGAGAGAGUAUUUUCUGCAAUGAACAUUGUGAAGGAUAGAUUGCGCAAUCGAAUGGGAGAUCAGUGGAUGAAUGAUAGCCUAGUUGUUUAUGUUGAGAAAGAGAUAUUUUCGAACAUUGAUAAUGAAGUUAUUAUACAACGUUAUCAAAAUAUGAAAAAUCGCAAAGAACUAUUGUAA
Molecule: messenger RNA, 2355 nt
Organism: Diospyros lotus (date-plum)
Lineage: Eukaryota; Viridiplantae; Streptophyta; Magnoliopsida; Ericales; Ebenaceae
Exons: 1
Coding region: 1-2355 (784 amino acids)
Molecular function (GO): protein dimerization activity
Source: RefSeq, a predicted model, not a curated record